Molecule: messenger RNA, 9724 nt
Organism: Diabrotica virgifera virgifera (western corn rootworm)
Lineage: Eukaryota; Metazoa; Arthropoda; Insecta; Coleoptera; Chrysomelidae
Product: titin homolog
Exons: 3
Coding region: 236-5488 (1750 amino acids)
Source: RefSeq, a predicted model, not a curated record
GUCAAAAUUGUUUGAGUUUUGAAUUGAGAAUUGAGAUAAAUAAAAAUGAGAUGAGAUGAUAGGUUAUUUUAUUAAAAGUAUAAAUUAGUAUACACAAUUUAAUUCUCCAAAAUUUUUUUUUGGUUAAAGCUAUUCGGUAUUUAAUUCACCGUUCACCAUCAACCAUAAAUUAAUGUUGUCUUGCUCAUACAGUAGUGUAUUGUUCCUUUUUUUAUGCAAGAAUUAAUUUGUUAAUAUGGAUAUGGAAGAAAAUGUGGAAUUUCCUAUUUCUGAUAUUUAUGACGAUUUCGAUAAUUUCGAUUUAGGAGAAACUGUGGAAAAGCUAAGGGAAGAGAAUGAAUCACUGAAGAAACACAUCAAUGAACAAAAUGAAGACAUGGAAAAAUUGGUUAAGGCUCUUAAUGAUAUGAAAACCACAAACGAAAAUUUAAAAAACAAUAUAUCAUCCUUAUUGUUGACAGCAAAGGCUGAAUUGGGAAGAAAAGACAAUACUAUAGCAGAUUUGAGAAGAGAUUUGGACAACAUUGCUUUUAGACGAUACAGAGGAAAUUUCCAAAAAUAUAAUGGCCAUAAUAAUGUAUCCCAAAAUCAAGAAUUCCAGGCAUCUACAUGUGAGAAUAACAAAGAAAAUAGAGAAAUGAUUCCCAAAAUAGAGAAAGUACCUUUGAUUAUAUCUACAAAUGAAUAUCAACAUUCUGUGGAAACUUCAAAUAAUUCACAGGCAAAUAGAGAGCAGAGUCUUGAUAAGUUACACAGUAGUAGAUACAACAAUUAUCAAGAAAGAGCUUUGAACAUUAAUAAAGAAACAAGAGAGACUGAAUAUUUAGAUCUUCCUGGACCUUUGUUUGUGGAAGAUCACAAUUCACAGAUAUAUGUAAAGCAAGAAAACAAAGAUAGAAAUAAAAUAAAAUAUUUACAAGAACAAGGCGAGUAUGACAAUUUAGAAAGAAAUCAUAAUCAUGUAGAUAAAAGGUGUUCUAAUAUAAAUCAAGAUAAAAAUGUAGAAAGAAAUUAUAAACUAGAAGAUGUGGACAGGCACAGAAGGCACAUAAACAAAAAUAACCUUACAAAUCAACAAGACAACCACAGAGAUUCAAGAUGGAAUAACAAAAAUACUAGAGACAGAAGUAGAUACAGGAAUGAUGAAGACAAAGAUCGAAGAAGGGACAGAAAUGGUUAUAGAAGGAAUAGCAAUAGAUUUGAUGGAAGAAGCAUGGAUUUGAGAUAUGAGGAGAGAAAAAGAGAGGAAUCUGAUGAACAGUUUUCAAGAAGGCGGUAUGACUAUCGCAAAGAUGGCAAAGCCCAUGGUAUAUAUGGUACAGACAGAUCCCGACAUCGACUACCACGAUUUCUAGAAAAAAAGCGAAGUUCAUUGGAUAGGUACAAAACUCAGGACGAUCUGGACGAUUACAAAAAAGAUAAAUCUCGUACAGGUAAGAAACUGCCCAAUGAUGGAAGAACGGUAAAAGAUAAACGCCAGCGUUGUUAUAGUGCUCUGUUGGGAGAGAACUUGGAUAUUCUUCUUAGUGAAGAAGGAGAAAAAUAUAGUAGUGAAGAAGUUGACGAAAAUAACCAAAAGGAAUGUAAAAUGGAUGAAUGCAACACUGACCUGAAAAUAACAAUAAAUAAUAGGAAUAAUGGGGCUAACAAUUUUUUUGCAAAAGAGGUAGGUAAUAUUUUAGAUGGUAUACAAAAUGAAAUUCGGAAUAAAAAUGUCACUACUACUCUAGAAUGUAACUAUCAUGUUGAAGCUAUUGAAAAAGUUGUUGAACCCAGUUGUGCUACCAAGACAAAAACUGAUUUAAUUAGUGAAAUUCUUCAGGAAAAAACGGCAGAAAUACUCAGUCUAAAUAAAAUAGAUAAGAAGAAAAGGGACAAGUCUGGAAAACAAGCCAAAUUAAAAGUAGAAGAUAUAUUUGGAGAGAGUUCUGUUGAUGAGUCACCAGAGAAGAAUGUACAAGAAUAUCAAAAAAAUAGAACUUCUACUGAAGAAAAUUGUAUAAAAAAACAAAAGGUACUAUUAAAUAAUAUAUUUGGUGAUGAAUCGAAUGAUAUCUUCAAGGAGGACGAUGAUUUUCGAAAUUUUAGAAUGUUAGUUGAAGCUGAUAAUGUCAAUCACACAAAACCCAAGAAGAGCAUGAAAUGUGCAAAGUUGGAGAUUAAAGAAAGCUUUGAAGGAGCAACAAGGAAGAAGGAGAAAAAGCUCGCGUCUUAUGAUAUUGGUCCAAAGAGAAAACGAAGUUCCGAUAAUGAUAAUAAAACUAUUAGGAGGAGCAAACGAGAACAGUCAGAGGCUGCAAAAUCAGACAUUUUUCUUUUAACAAAGAAACAGAGUAAUGAAUUAGAUUCUUAUGAUAAGGAUGAUGAGAAAUUCCAGGAAAUAAAAAAGAAAUACGAUACCAAAAAACUUAUUGAUGGCGGUGAUGAAGUUAAUAAAAAUAAACAAUAUAAAUCAAAAAUGUUUGCUGACAAAUAUUAUGAGGAACCUCCUCCACUAAUAUCUGACUUUGAAUACACUUUUGAGGGCGAGCUAAAGAAUUCUAAACAGUCAGCACUAGAACAAGAAAAAUCUACCGAAAAUUUUUCCAUUGCUUCUGAUAAAGAGAAGAAAGUAAAUCUUGAUAAAAAGUUGACGAUAGCAGGUAGGAGAAAUGAGGAAGAUAAGUGUGUAAUUCAAAAUGGAAGUGAUUUAAAAAACUCUACUCCUUUAACAGCAAGAAGAGAUAAAAAGUUUAAUGAAAAUGUUGAUACAUCAGAUAGAACAAAAAAGGUUAGUCACAGAAGAAAAUCAACAAAAUCCGAUAGCAAAGAUGAGAAUGAUAAGCCUACAACACAGAAUGAAAAUGAUUUAAAGAAUUCCGAACGUUCAACAACAGGAACAGUUGAUAAAUCUAGUGAAAAUGCUAAUACUGCUUUAGAUAAAAUGAAAAAUAUAAGUCAGAGGAGACAAUCAACGAGAUCAAAUAGUAGACAUGGUAGUGAUACAAAGCAAAAUAAAAGAUGUGAGAACGAUUUAUCUGAAACGCCGAACAAUGAAAGGGAUCUAAACAAUCCUAAAUCUCCAACAUCACCACGAUAUGCAAUAUGUAGUAAAAAUGUUAACGCUGAUUUAGAAAAAAAGAAUAAAACGCGCAAACGAAGAGAAUCAACAAGAUCAAAUAGACAUGAGGCUGAUACAUCUACGACGCCCGAUGAAAGUGCCGAUGGAAUUAAAACUAAUUCCAGGUCCCCAAAACCAGUCAAGAAUAAACUAUAUACAGAUAUUGGUAAAACUGGUGUUAGUUCGACUGAAAAGAAGGCUAUAAGAUCAAAAAUGUCAGAUGAAAUCAACGCAUCUACAAUUAUUAAUAAAAAACAUUUUGCAGAACCUCCUCCUAUACUCUCUGACUUUGAAUAUACAAUUUUAGAAGAUCUGAAGAAGUCACAGUCGGAAGAAAGUCCAACAAAGCUCAGCGUAAAUACUAAACCAGAGUCGCCUACAAAUAUAAUAGUAAGAACUUUUGAAAACACAGAAGAACAUAAAAAAUUGUUCCAGUCUCAUAGUUCUAAAGUUGAUUCUAUGCUGUAUUCUGGUUUAUUAAAAGAAACUGAAGUGCACAAAUUACCCGAGAAUAAUUCUGUUAGAAUCAGUGAUACGAAAGCAAAAUAUGUUGGUGCUAAUGCUAAGGCGACCAACAACUAUUCUGAAAGUCACACAGAUACAGUAACAGUACUGAAAAUACCAGAAGCAUAUAUAUCAGAAGAAUCGAAGAAGUCAUCUCCAACUUUGGACAACACAAACUCUGAAACUCCCGAAAAGGUUACCGUUGUGAGUGAUAUAAUGGUGUCACCGAGUAAGAAGAAGAUUAAUAAUUGUGUCAGUGACGACAAACCAAUACAGGAAGUUUUAUAUGUACAGACUAAUGAAAGUGUUGAUACCAUAGUGUUAAACUAUGAUAAAAUUACUUCAAAGCAAGAAAAAAGAAGAGGGCUAACAACAGAAGAAAUUUGUGUGAGCACGGAAUGUGUAAAACCAAAAUCUUUAUCUAGAAAAAACCUUUUACUUGAAAGAUAUGCAUCAGAAGAAAUAAACAAUAAAAAUUUGACAACAAGUACAACAGUUUCAUGUGUUAACGUCAACGAAAAUAGUGUACAAACUAAAAAUGACAAUGGCAUUCAUAACAAAAGGAAACAAAUUGACGAAAGUGUAGAUAUCAACCCCCCAAAAAAGAAAAAACCAGUAGAUUCUAUAGGUGACAAGCAAAACGAUGAGACCAGUCCUAAAAACAAAAUAACUAAGUCUGAUGCUAAUCAGGAAUUCUUUGGAACAUCAAAAGAUGUUAAACCAGUGAAACAACCAGCACGGAGACCUCGAAGAAGUAGAGAACGUAGUUCUGAACCUGAUCAAGUACUGAAAGAUACAGCCACGUCAGAAAAAGACGCGUGUACUCCAAAGAAAAGCAUUAAGAAAGAAAUGGCUGUAAAAUAUAAUGAAGAAAACACAGCAGCCACUAAAGAAAUAUGUGAAUCAAAAACGGAAAAACUCAAGCGAAAUGAGAACAAUCUAUUACUUACUAAAUGCAGAGAAGAUAAUAGUAAUAUUUGCAGCACAAAUACAGAGGAGGCCAAAGUUAUACGACAGCUGAAGGCUUUAAGUGAUUUAGACGUCCCACCUACUUACGGCAAUCAAAUAGCACCUGACGAACACAACAUCAACAUCAUUAAAUCUGCACAGCAUAAAUUUAGUGACGGUAAUCAACCAGAAAGUAAACAAAAUAUUAGUUCAUCGUGUUCUACUAUUAAAAAUCCAUGCAAUUCGUCCACAUGUUCCACAGAAUCACCUACACCUCGAAAACGAAUAACUCCUAUACCCGUCAAGGACGUACCUGUUUGUACGUUCACAAAUAUCCUUAAUAAAAGUGGUAACUUAACAAAACAAUUGCCGAAAAAAGUUGUGAUGAAUACUCACAUGCCGGAAGAUACCGAUAUUCCGAUUCUUCACCUCGAAGAAUUUAGUUUUAGUAACCUUGGUGAAGGUAAAACGCUCGAUAAAAGUAUUAUGAAGUUUUUGGACGGUUUUAGCGUAUCUAACUUAGAUUGCGAUGUGUCUAGAGUGAGUAAUGAAUCACAGAAAAAAGAACCGUUAACAUUCACGAACGUUUUAGAGAAAAUCAAUUCACCUUGUAGUAAUGUUGCCGAUUUUACCUCUCCCGAUCAACAUUUACCAAAGAUGACGACGUCGACACCAAAAGGUGCGGAACUUUCAGCACUUCAAUCGGAUCAGGCUGAAAAAACUCCAACUUCAGUCCCGAAGACUGAUAAAGUUGUUUUAUCCCCUCAGAUACAAGAAAAAGAACAUCAAAAUAAGGAUGUUAGUACUGAUGUAAAUAGUAAUAAAAAUAACGAAGCUGUUGACAGCGAAAAUGUUAAAAAUGUGCCUUUUACCAAUUUAAAUACUCCUGCAAGGUUUAGGAGAAGGUGUAGAAUCAUAGCCGUCAGGAAACUGUAAAAAUGUACUAUGUUACUUAUUUAUUCCCAGACAAAAUUGUAACUGACAUUGACCAAUACUAAAAUCCACGUUAUUUGUGUGAAUUUAUUAUUUCCAAAAAAUUAUAGUUCCUUUCUUAAGAUGAGCUGAGGAGUUAAUUUUGAUGAUUAGAUUUCAUGGCUUUGACUCCUUUUAAAUUGUAUCAAUAUGUUGGAUUACUGUAUGAAAUAGUACUCUUGCUUUCUUUUUAACUAACUUUUUUUGGUUGUUGAUAUGCAUUCAAAUAUGCCCAAUUUAUUCAAGAAUACAAAAAAUAGCAUUUCAUGUAUAGAGUUGUAUUUACUCAUUCUUAUAAAUUGACCUAUUCCUCGAUAUUGAUUCCUUUUCAAUUUAAUUCUUUACCGAAUUUAUUCCGAAUUGACACACAGAUUACCUUAAGGGGAAAGGAACAAAAUGCAAAAUUUUGACGCCUGUCAAAAUUUUUAAUGUAUUUUAAAUGUAAUCAUUUUUUUCGAAUCCUGAGAAAACUAAUAAGUAUUUUUGAAAAAUUUAAACGCAGAAUGAAAUAUUAUUUUAUUACCGAGGGCCGCAAGUCCCUUCGAAUGAAUAAAAAGUUUCUUUUGAGUGAGAUAUUUGAAAUUAAAAAUCACACUACAUUUUCUCUUAGUUUUUCACCCCUGUAACUUAUUAAAAUAAACAUUAUUCGAAGUUUUCGGGGACUUUCGGCCCUCGGCAAUAACGUAAUCUUUCAUUCUGCGUUUAAAUUUUUCAAAAAUACUUAUUAGUUUUCUCAGGAAAAAAUGGAUCCCAUUUAAAUAGCAUUGAAGCCGAAAGUUCGUACCCAUCCCCUUAAAGAGUAAUUGAUUUAGAACUAGCUUACUUUUAAUAAAUAUGUAUAUUUAAAAAUUCUGUGAUAUAAAAACGUGCAUUAAAAUUUACACUCUUUGUUCAAUAAUACAGGAAAUUACCCUUCCUUUCGUGAUUACUCAUCCAACGAUCAUCUUAAAACAGACGUUGAUAGUGAUCUAAAGAAUUAUAAACCUUCAACCUAUAAUAGUUACCUACUUAACGCAGAGAACAUAAUAGGGUACUUGUAGCACAACUACAGAUGAGGACAUGAGGAGUUAUACAACAGCUUCUUCUUCUUUAAAUGCCAUCUCCCAAUCUGAGGUUGGUUAUCAACAUCACUAUCUUUACUCUAUUACCGCUGUUCUGAAUAUUUCUAUGGAAGUGAAUUUAAACCAGUCCCUUAAAUUUUUCAACCAUGACACUCUCCUUCUUCCGUGCUCCUUCCUCCUCUUAUCUUUCCUUAUUAUCAGUCUUAGCAUUUCGUAUCGCUGUCCCCUUAUUACAUGUCCCAGAUAUUGUAACUUUCUUACUUUUAUUGUGUUUAUCAUUUAGUAUUCUUUGCCCAUUUUUCGCAAUACUUCCGGGUUUGUUUUCUUCUGUGUCCAUGCUAUUCUAAGCAUCCUCCUUCUGAAUGUUUAAUUUCAAAUGAGGUGUUACAGAAACAAAUUGUAGUUUAUUUAGGUAUGUGUUCUUGAUUUCAAGUACAUAUGUUCAGCUUUCAAGUACAUAUUGCAGUAUCGAAAACACGUAGCAUCUCAGAGCUCUUACUCUCAGUAAGAAAUGUACAAUAAAAAUGUAUUACAGAAAGCAGAAAGCUUCAAAUGAUUUAGUCGUUUCAACUACUCCCUACAACAAAUGAACACCAGAAGAACAAAAUAAUGACAUCAUUAAAUCUGCACAUUAUAAAAAUAGUGUCGAUAGCCAAGAAGGAAGUACACAAAACGUUAGUUCAACGUUUUCUAUUAAGGAUUCACGCAAUUGAGGCUCCAUAGCAUUAUCAAAACCUAAAAGAAUAACUGCUAUAUCCUUUAAAUAUGUUCCUAUUUGUUCAUUCAUAAAUAGUCUUAAUAAAGUGAUAAUUUAACGAAACAAGCUCGAUACAAACAUUAUGAAGUUUUUGUACGGUUUUAACGGUCUAACUUGGACUGCGAGAUAUCUCUAGAGUGAGUAAUGGAAGUAAGAAAAACCCAUGAAAAGUUAACGGUUUUAAGAAGAUCAAUUCACCUUGUAGCCUGUUGGAAUUUUUACCUCUUCUGGUCAACAUGUACUCAAAAUAACGACGUCGACAACGAAUAAUAUCGAAUCUUCACCAAUUCAAUCCGACAACACUGAAAAAACUCAAACUUCAGUCCCGCAGAUUUAUCAAUUAUUAUCUUCUUAUAUAUAUAUAUAUAUAUAUAUAUAUAUAUAUAUAUAUAUAUAUAUAUAUAUAUAUAUAUAUAUAUGUUCUUGAAUUCCUAAGUGGAGCAUAGAGCUUCAGUGAAAACGCGCCAUCGGGUUCUAUUUUGCGUUAAGGUCUUCACCUCAUUCCAAGACUUUCCUUGACCUCUUAUCUCGUCCAUGAUGGAUCUUCUUCAAGUUUGUGCUGGGCGACCUCUUUUUCUUUUUCCUUGGGAUUCUUAAGGGACUCUUAGCUGUAAUAAAAUAAUCAUCACAAUAAGGAUCUUGUACGGAUUUAAAUAAUAAUAACAGUCCCAAAGCUUUUGAAAACAUAAUAUAAAUGUACAAAGAAAGUACUGAUGGAAAAAAAUUCUAAACUUACAAAAUAAGUCAAAAAUAAAGUUACUUAGAGGCAUUGUUAGAGCUGCUGGUAGUUAAGAUUUUAAAUAGAAAAUUUCAGAUAAAAAUCAACGCAUCUACAAUUAAGUAAAACGUUUUGCAUAACCUCCCUGUAUACUCUGAGUUUGAAUACACAAUUAUAGAAGGUCUAAAUAAGCCCAGAGUCAAAGUCCAAAGGAAGGACAAACAGGUUUUUGUAAAAAUAUAAUAAGUUCUAAAAACAUAAAACGUAAGAACAUAAAAUAUUUGCUUCAUUUUAAUCUUGGAUCUCUGCUAGAUUUUGAGUUAUUAAAAUAAACUGAGGUGCACAAAUUACCCGAGAAGAAUUCUACUGAAAUCAGUGUAAUGGACACAGAAGUUUGUACAAAUACUGCGACGAUCAAGUACUAUUUUGAGAAUCAUACACUACGGACAAUAUGGAAAACGUCGGAAGCAUUUAUACUAGGAGGAAUAAAGGAAUAUUCAACGAUCUUGAAGAAACCAGCGUUUUAUUAUGUAUCCUGGUCGUUUUCUAUGCAAUAAGUAUGUGUGACUUAUACAAAGAUGCAGACAGUGGUAACUUCUGUCUUGAAGUGUAUUGAAUUCUGAGUAUAUUAUUAUUAUUAUAUAUUAAUACUUCAGACGAAAUAAUAGUAUUUUCAAAGAAACAACAGCAUGAUGUGCAUUCAGAUCAGAGUGGCUUGUUAUGAAAUACAGAAACUUGCACCUCCCUUCUUUCUUAAGAUGUACUGUCCCUUUCGAUGAUUCAAUUCCAAGAUUUUAUCUCUAGAUGUGUUUUAAAUUUAAUCUUUUGUCAAAUAUUUUUAGUAUGUCAAUAGAGCGAUUGUUACAGUUUUGUCUUAUAGGAUUUUUAUUACAAAUACUGCGAAUAUAAUUAUUUCAGUUACAAAAUUGUAGAAAUUAAAUACAAAUGUAACUCUACCAUAUUUAAAAAUUAUUGCUAAUAUAUUUGCCAUCAAAACAGUUUUAAAUAUAAUUCCUUCAGGAAAAAUUAUGUGAAUUAUUUAAAAUUCAAACUAAAAUUUGGCGGACUAAAAUGUACCGGGUGUCCCAAUAAGAAUGGCUCUCGGCCAUAUCUCAGGAACCGUUUAUACUACAGCUUUGGGAAAAAAAAUUAUAACAAAAGUUGCAUCGGGAAAAGCGGGGAAAUUAUUUUCAUAAUAAUUGUAGGUCCACCGCUAGAGGGUAUAAUUGAAUAUCAAAAAUUAAAACAUCAAAAUUUUACAAAAUUUGCCUAAUGAACGGGCACUGGAAAUCCGAUGAUCGUAUACUUCAUAAAAUUCUGCGCAUAUUUGAUUUCACAAGUUUAAGUCUACCUUUGCAAAUAAGGUGAGGGUGAGUGGAAACCUUGUUAUGAAAAAAUGGCUGUAAGUCCGGUUCUGCUAAAUCGAUUUUUGCAAACUCGGUCUUGUUGAAAACAGCUCUUUUUCGUCCAUGUAAGAGUUAUAAUUUCGAAACAGCCUAAUAUAGUAUGCCAGCUAGGAGGCGCUAUUUAAUUUUUUUCAGACUUCUAGUUUUCUUUGGAAAAUAUUAAAUACAAGUACCUAGGCAUUUUUAACACUGCAUAACAAAAUUAGACCAAAUUAGCAACAUAAUUGCGAAAACCCCAUGCCGAUACCUUUUUUAUGU